Prunus mume (Japanese apricot) is the source of this 1722-nucleotide messenger RNA. The record is from RefSeq and is a predicted model, not a curated record. Lineage: Eukaryota; Viridiplantae; Streptophyta; Magnoliopsida; Rosales; Rosaceae.
AAAAAAAGACCUAUGUGUCACAAGCCAUCCUUUAGUUUUCUUUCAAUCAUGAAAUUUCUCACCUCUAGUAUCAGUGAUACCCAACCAAUCCAAAUAAUGAAUUAGCAUUGUAUAUCCUUUGGCCACCCCAAAAAUGUCUUUAGCGUCAACCGGCCCCACAGUCAUUUAUAGCAAAUAUGUUGCUUGUAGUUUCUUCCAACCUCACUUAUUUAUGGUCUGAACUUUGGCAAUCCGUAUCUAGUUGGAUAAGCUUUAGCUCUACCAUCCUGCAGACACAAACGAAAAUGGUAGCCACCGGCACAAACGAGGUUCCAAGCAUAGCAAAUUAUGACAGAAAAAGUGAAGUAAAAACUUUUGAUGACACAAAGGAAGGUGUUAAAGGCCUUGUUGAUGCUGGGAUAACCAAGGUUCCAAGAAUUUUUCAUCUACCAGUAGAUCAGUAUCCCAUCAACAACACUUGUGAUUCAGAACCCACCAAAACCCAGCUCAGAAUUCCAGUCAUAGACCUGGAAGGCCUUGAAUAUGAUAACAGUCCAACCAAGCGCAAGGAGACUGUUGCCAAAGUUGGAGAGGCAUCAGAGACUUGGGGCUUUUUCCAAAUUGCCAAUCAUGGCAUACCUGUUGAUGUUUUGGAAGAGAUAAAGAAUGGGGUACGUGGUUUUUUUGAGCAAGACACUGAGGUGAAGAAGAAGUAUUACACUCGUGAUCGCUUCAGACCUGUGAUCUACAACAGCAACUUUGAUCUUUAUAGUGCACCGGCAACUAAUUGGCGGGACACUUUUUUGUGUAAUAUGGCUCCUAAUCCUCCUAAGCCAGAAGACUUGCCACAAGUAUGCAGAGACAUACUUGUUGAGUACUCCAAGCAAGUAAUGAAGUUGGGGAAGUUGUUGUUCGAGUUGCUGUCUGAGGCGCUUGGGCUGAAGCCAAGUCACUUGAAUGACAUGGAUUGUAGUUUAGGGCUUCGGAUUCUAGGCCAUUACUAUCCCCCCUGUCCACAGCCAGAGUUAACUUUGGGAUCAAGCAAGCACGCUGACAAUGACUUUAUCACAGUCCUUCUGCAAGAUCAUAUUGGUGGUCUUCAAGUUCUUCAUCAGAACAAGUGGAUUGAUGUACUUCCUGUGCCUGGGGCUCUAGUGGUUAACAUUGGAGAUCUUCUACAGCUUAUAUCAAAUGACAGAUUCAGGAGUGUAGAACACAGGGUAUUGGCAAAUCGUGCCUGUCCAAGAGUAUCUGUUGCGAGUUUCUUUAGCACAGGUUUUUUAGCAUUGCCACGAAUCUAUGGACCCAUUAAGGAGUUGCUAUCAGAAGACAAUCUUCCAAAGUACAGGGAGACAACUGAGAAGGACUUUAAUUCUCACUUCCAUAACAAAGGCCUUGAUGGGACCUCUGCCUUGACUCAUUUCAAGCUCUGAACUUGGAGGCAUAGGAGCAACUGCAAUGAACAAAUGGUGUCUACUUAAUAACUUGGCAUGAAAAUAUUGCUUCAUACACAAUACUAAGUUGAUUUUUUGUUCAUGCCUGAUGCAGGACAUAUAGUCAAAGUUAUGGUUAUAGUACAUUGGUUGUUUAUAAUCUGUUGUGAAAUAUUAUGGCUUUCAAUAGAAGUUGCAAAGGUUUUUAGCUCUUUUUACAAACUUCCAUAUAAUCUCUCUAUUGUGGUUGGAUAAAAAUCUUCAUGUACUGGUAAAAUCAUGCUUGCCAACAAAAGCAGAAUUCUGAGCA